This is a messenger RNA of Penicillium waksmanii, 2463 nucleotides long. RefSeq names its product beta-glucosidase. Gene Ontology annotation, molecular function: beta-glucosidase activity. Lineage: Eukaryota; Fungi; Ascomycota; Eurotiomycetes; Eurotiales; Aspergillaceae. Gene Ontology annotation, biological process: glucan catabolic process. The transcript is spliced from 2 exons. Bases 1 to 2463 code for a protein of 820 amino acids. The record is from RefSeq and is a predicted model, not a curated record.
AUGUUGCCAACACAGGCUUUGUUAGCGGUAUCGCUGCUUCUCGCCGGCCCUUCGGUGGCAGCAGAUACUUGCAAGGCCCCAAUUAAUCACCCAGGAGAACCUUUCAGCAAUGUCCAACCAAAAAACACUACAAUCCUGAGUCCCUAUGGCCACUCUCCACUCAUCCUCCCCUCGCCCAACACAACCGGAAAUGGAGGAUGGGAGCAUGCCCUUCUGAAAGCUAAGAAGUUCGUGAACAAGCUUACACUGGAAGAGAAAUCCUGGAUGGCAACGGGCCAACCUGGUCCCUGCGUCGGAAACGUCCUUCCCAUUCCACGUCUCAAUUUCACCGGUCUCUGUCUCCAAAAUGGACCCCAAUGCGUGCAGCAGGGUGAUUACUCCAGUGUCUUCAUUAGCAGUGUUUCUGCUGCCGCCAGUUGGGACCGCGAACUUCUAUAUAACCGCGCACAUGCCAUGGCCAAGGAACACAAGGCCAAGGGUUCCCAUGUUAUCCUGGGACCCAUCGGAGGACCUCUGGGCCGCAGUCCCUACGAUGGUCGAACCUGGGAAGGCUUCGCUGCCGACCCCUACCUCACUGGUGUCUGCAUGGAGGAAACUAUCAACGGAAUGCAGGAUGCGGGUGUCCAGGCAAACGCGAAGCACUUCAUUGCCAAUGAGCAAGAAACCCAGCGUAACCCGACCUACGCCCCAGACGCCAACGAGACAACGUAUAUCCAGGAUUCGGUGUCAGCGAACAUCGAUGACCGCACCCUCCACGAAAUAUACAUGUGGCCGUUCGCCAACGCUGUUCGGGCGAAGGUUGCUAGUGCCAUGUGCUCGUAUAACCGUGUGAAUGGUUCCCACGCUUGCCAGAACUCUUACCUGCUUAACCACCUGCUUAAGGGCGAGCUUGGCUUCCAGGGCUAUGUUAUGUCCGACUGGGGUGCUACGCACAGCGGUGUGUCGUCUGUUGAGAGUGGAAUGGAUAUGACCAUGCCUGGAGGUUUCACUGUUUACGGAGAACUCUGGACCGAGGGAUCUUAUCUGGGCAAGAAUCUCACUCAGGCUGUGCAGAACGGUACUGUUGAGAUGACUCGUCUGGAUGACAUGAUUGUCCGCAUCAUGACUCCCUAUUUCUGGCUUGGUCAGGAAAAGAACUACCCCAGCGUUGAUUCGUCGGUUGGCCCACUGAAUGUUGACUCGCCCCCUGAUACUUGGCUGUAUGACUGGAAGUUCACAGGCGAAAGUAGCCGGGACGUUCGCGCAAACCACAGCGCCAUGAUUCGUGAGCAUGGAUCUGCCUCAACUGUCCUGCUGAAAAACGAGAAAAAUGCCCUGCCUCUCAAGAAACCCCGCAACAUCGUGAUCGCCGGUAACGACGCUGGCCCUCUCACCCAAGGCCCUGAUCUAAUGGGCGACUUUGAGUACGGUCAUCUCGCAGGAUCUGCCAGCUCUGGCUCCUGCAGAUUCUCAUUCCUGUCCACCCCACUCGACGCAAUCAGUGCCCGCGCUCGCAAGGACGGAUCCAUCGUCCAGUCCUUCCUGAACAACACCCUCCUCACCACCACGGCACUUACAUCACCACUCUGGAUCCCACAGACACCCGAUGUGUGCCUCGUUUUCCUAAAAUCCUAUUCCGCAGAAGGCGAGGACCGAACUUCGCUCGACCUAGACUGGAAUGGAAAUGCGGUUGUGGAAGCCGUCGCUAACAACUGCAACAACACCAUUGUCAUCACCAACUCUGGCGGCGUGAACGUCAUGCCUUUCGCAGACCACCCGAACGUAACCGCCAUUCUGGCUCAGCACUACGCCGGUGAAGAAUCCGGUAACGCAAUCGCAGAUGUUCUUUACGGAGACGUCAACCCAUCGGCCAAGCUCCCCUACGUAAUCGCAUACAAUGAGACCGACUACAACGCCCCCGUGACCACCGCCGUGGAAACAAACGGUACAUACGACUGGCAGAGCUGGUUCGACGAAGAGCUCGAAGUGGGAUAUCGCUACUUUGAUGCUAAGAAUAUCUCCGUCCGGUACGAGUUCGGCUUUGGUCUGAGCUACACUACUUUCGGCCUGAAGGGUCUCAAGCUGAAGGGCUCUGCCCCACAAAACAACCUUAGUGCUCUACCAGAGAAGCGGCCUACCCAGCCUGGCGGUAAUCCGGCUCUUUGGGAUACGGUGUUCACCCUUCAAGCAGAGGUUUCUAACACCGGUGACAUUGAUGGAUUCGCUGUGCCGCAGCUAUACGUUGAAUUCCCCAGCUCGGCGCCAGCAGGUACGCCCCCGAGCCAGCUUCGCGGCUUUGAUAAGGUCUGGCUUCCGGCUGGUGAGAAGAAGACAGUUUCCUUUGACUUGAUGCGCCGUGAUGUUAGUUACUGGGACGUUACUGCUCAAGACUGGCGAAUUCCUGCUGGGCAGUUUACGUUCAAGGCUGGAUUCAGCAGUCGUGAUUUCCAGGCGAAGAAGGCCGCGACGUUGAUCAAGUCAUGA